Molecule: messenger RNA, 4124 nt
Organism: Thermothelomyces thermophilus ATCC 42464
Lineage: Eukaryota; Fungi; Ascomycota; Sordariomycetes; Sordariales; Chaetomiaceae
Exons: 5
Coding region: 203-3994 (1263 amino acids)
Biological process (GO): intracellular calcium ion homeostasis; calcium ion transmembrane transport
Cellular component (GO): membrane; intracellular membrane-bounded organelle
Molecular function (GO): ATP hydrolysis activity; P-type calcium transporter activity; ATP binding
Source: RefSeq, a predicted model, not a curated record
CGACGCAUCGUGGUGCAGUGGCAGUGUCCUAGCGUGGAGGCCUCUCUCCUGCUGCAAUUUUCCCAGCUUUUUUUUCCUUUUAUUUCAUUAUUUUCGCUGCGACUGUUCUCCGUUCGCGGGCCAGGAGCCCUCGGAAUUCUUAGACGACACGUCGAUUGAUCAAUUGAUCAACUCUCUCAAUUAUACACCUAUUUUUACCACAAUGACAGAUACUGACCCUCCAGGGAUCGAGCCCGAAAGCUCCACCGCGCCAACAGCAACAAAGCGCGAUAAUGACUCGGCGACACAACUGGCCGCCACUGGCCGCGGCCGAAAGGUCAAGGGAGCGUUCCAGCUCAACGUCCACGAUGCGCUGAGCCCGGACCCGACUAACGAGGACAUGUACGACGUCCCCGACAACAAGUUCGCCUUCUCUCCCGGCCAGCUUUCCAAGCUGCUCAACCCCAAGAGUCUCGACGCCCUCUACGCCCUUGGCGGCCUGGCCGGCCUCGAGAAGGGCCUGCGCACCGAUCGCCAUGCCGGCCUAAGCACCGACGAGAGCGCCCUUGACGGCACCGUCAGGUUCGAAGACGUCGCGCCCCAGGGCGUCCCCAAGUAUGGCUCCAACGGCGAUACAUUGCCCGUCGCCGCCAAGGCCGGGGACGCCAAACCCGCCACCGCCCCGGCGCCCGCGCACCACGCGGGCGGCCAGUUCGCUGACCGCAAGCGCGUGUUCCGCGACAACAGGCUACCCGAGAAGAAGCCAAAGUCGUUGCUGGAGCUGGCCUGGAUUGCCUACAACGACAAGGUCCUGAUCCUGCUGACCGUCGCCGCCAUCGUGUCCCUCGCCCUCGGUCUGUACCAGACUUUUGGCGUCGACCACGAGCCGGGCGAGGCCAAGGUGGAAUGGGUCGAGGGCGUGGCCAUCAUGGUCGCCAUCUUCAUUGUCGUGGCAGUGGGUACCCUGAACGAUUGGCAGAUGCAGCGCCAGUUCGCUACCCUCAACAAGAAGGCCGGCGACCGCACCGUCAAGGUCAUCCGCUCUGGCAAGUCUGUCGAGAUCUCCGUCUUCGACAUCAUGGUCGGCGACGUCAUGCACCUCUUCACCGGCGACAUGGUCCCCGUCGAUGGCAUCUUCAUCGACGGCCACGGGGUCAAGUGCGAUGAGUCUUCGGCCACCGGCGAGUCGGACCUGCUCAAGAAGGUUCCUGCUGACGACGUCUUUGCGGUUCUGGAGGAUGUCGCCAAAGGGGGCAAGCCGCCGGCCGACAUCGAGAAGCUCGACCCUUUCAUCAUUUCGGGCAGCAAGGUCAACGAGGGUAACGGUACUUUCCUGGUCACUGCUGUAGGUGUCAACUCGAGCUACGGCCGCAUCAUGAUGUCGAUGCACACGGACCAGGAGGACACGCCGUUGCAGAAGAAGCUCAACAUCCUCGCCGACUGGAUUGCCAAGUUUGGCGCUGGCGCGGCGCUCCUGCUGUUCAUCGUCCUCUUCAUCAAGUUCCUGGCUCAGCUUCCCAACAACCACGACACUCCCGGCCGGAAGGGCCAGGACUUCCUGCGGCUCUUCAUCACGUCGGUCACCGUCGUGGUAGUUGCCGUCCCGGAGGGCCUGCCCCUGGCCGUCACGCUCGCUCUUGCAUUUGCGACUACGCGCAUGAUGAAGGACAACAACCUGGUGCGCGUUCUGAAGGCGUGCGAGACAAUGGGCAACGCCACUGCCGUCUGCUCCGACAAGACCGGAACCCUAACGCAAAACAAGAUGACGGUCGUGGCGACGACUCUCGGGAAGAGUCUCUGCUUUGGCGGCACCGAUGCCCCUCUGGAGGAGGAAGAGGAGGCGGACAAAGCCGCCAAGGCCGUCGAGAUUAUUAACAUCCCGAACGUCACCGUCAGCGAGUUCGUCAAGGCCCUGAGCGACACAACCAAGCAGCUCCUCAUCGAAUCCAAUGCGGUAAACUCGACCGCUUUUGAGGGCGAUGUCGAUGGCGAGAAGACCUUCAUCGGCUCCAAGACCGAGGUUGCUUUGCUCACCCUCUGUCGUGACCAUCUCGGUGCCGGGCCCCUUCAGGAGGAGCGCGCAAACGCCAAUGUCGUCCAGGUCGUGCCCUUCGACUCGGCCGUCAAGUACAUGGCCACCAUCGUCAAGCUGCCCAACGGCAAAUUCCGUGCCUACGUCAAGGGCGCCUCCGAGAUCCUGCUCGCAAAGUGCACGCGAGUCAUUGCCGAUCCUGCCGGCGAGGAGCUGGCGACGACCGCCAUGACCGAGGACGACCGUGCCGUCUUUUCGCAGACCAUCACUUCGUACGCCGGCCAGACCCUCCGCACCAUCGGCUCGUCCUACCGUGACUUUGAUUCCUGGCCGCCCCCGGAGCUCGCCGGCCAGCAGGACCUGACGGCCGCCGAGUUUGACAAGGUGCACAACGACAUGACCCUCGUAGCCAUCUACGGCAUCAAGGACCCGCUUCGGCCCUCCGUCAUUGACGCCAUCAAGGACUGCCGCCGCGCCGGUGUCACCGUACGCAUGGUUACCGGCGACAACAUCCUCACCGGCCGCGCAAUCGCCAAGGAGUGCGGUAUCUACCAUCCCGAAGAAGGCGGCAUCGCCAUGGAGGGCCCCGUGUUCCGCCGCAAGAGCGAGGAAGAGCUCAAGAAGCUCGUGCCGAAGCUGCAGGUUCUUGCUCGCUCGAGCCCGGAGGAUAAGCGCAUCCUGGUCCGGAUGCUCAAGGAGCUCGGCGAGACGGUUGCCGUGACCGGCGACGGCACCAACGAUGCGCCCGCCCUGAAGAUGGCCGAUAUCGGGUUUGCCAUGGGCAUCGCGGGCACCGAGGUGGCCAAGGAGGCUGCGGCCAUCAUUUUGAUGGACGACAACUUUGCAUCCAUCGUCAAGGGCAUCAGCUGGGGCAGGGCCGUCAACGACGCCGUCAAGAAGUUCUUGCAGUUUCAACUCACCGUCAACGUCACGGCCGUCGUUCUUACCUUCGUCUCUUCCGUUGCCAGCGACAAAGAGCAGUCCGUGCUCAACGCGGUUCAGCUUCUCUGGGUCAACCUCAUCAUGGAUACAUUUGCUGCUCUCGCCCUCGCUACCGACCCACCCUCGCCAUCGGUUUUGGACCGGAAGCCCGAUAGGAAGACGGCCUCCCUCAUCAGCACCCGCAUGAUGAAAAUGAUUAUUGGCCAAGCCAUCUGUCAGCUCGCCAUCACCCUCGUCCUCAACUUCGCGGGUGCUUCGUUGCUCGACUACGAGGUGUCCAACUCGGUGCAAAAUGUUCGUGAACACGAGCAGGAGCGCCUGCGGACUCUCGUCUUCAACACUUUUGUCUGGUUGCAGAUCUUCAACGAGCUCAAUAACCGCCGCCUUGACAACAAGCUCAACAUCUUCGAAGGCAUUACGCGCAACUACUUCUUUAUCAUUAUCAAUCUCAUCAUGAUUGGCGGCCAAGUCCUCAUCAUCUUCGUCGGCGGCGAGGCCUUCAAGAUCACGCGUCUGAACGGCAAGGAAUGGGGUCUUUCCAUCGGCCUCGGCGCCAUUUCCCUUCCCUGGGGCGCUCUCAUCCGCAAGUUCCCCGACGCCUGGGCGGAGGCCAUGGUUCCGCAUAUGCCAACCCCCAACGUCUGGCCUUUCAACCGGAAGAAGAAGAAGGAGGCCGCGCUCGCAGAGGAGCAGGACGUCGAGAAGGCAGAGAGGGCCACGUCGGCAUCCGACGAGACCGGGGCGCUGCACCAGAAGCAGAGGAAGAGGACCACGCUGCCCGUCGAUGGCGAGCCGGGCGAUUAUCCGUUUGAGCCCCCGCUGCGCACGCUGACCAGCCUGAGGGGCAAGCGCGCGUCAACGCAUAUAUCGCAAGUACGCAGCGGGUUCCGGGGGUAUGUGCACGACAAGAAGGACCAGAUGAAAGCGAAGGCCAAGGGAAUGUCUGCGAGCAAGACGAACGUGUCGGCCCACGUGGUCGUGCCUGCGUCCGUCGCUGCCGCGCCUGGCAUCGCGGGGAAGGGCCCCGACGUGGCGCACUAAUUAGGAUAUUAUACAUUGCAACAAUCUCAACAUGGGGAACAGGGAGGUAAUCUGGCUAUACUAAUCUACGUCUACUUGUGUUUCUUUCUUGUUCUUGUUUCCCUUGUUAUUUUUUUUGGUCUUGUCUUUG